AUGGAGGUUCGUUUUUGAAUCUCAUUGACAAAACAAUAGAAACAUCAAUCAAAUUUUUGUGUUGAGAAAGAUCUUUUCCGAAUUUAAAUUGGAUUUGGUACAUUUUUUAAUUUUCUUAUUUUUUAGAGACAACCGUCACAAAACGCAGGGGUCCCAUCAAAUCGACAAUCGUCACUGUCUGAUGUGAGUUUGAGAAUAGGUGAAAGUUAUGAAAAAAAACCAUGUAGAAUUUUCAGGCUUCCGAACAAGAAGAUCUUCCGUUUGGACAGAACAUUCAAAGAGAUCAACAACUUCUCACGGAACGGGCCAAUCAAGUUAGUUUAUUUUCAGGUUGGGGGGGGAACAAAACUAACAGGUGAGAUUUGAGCUUCAUUGGAAAAUAUUGGGUAAGGUUUUGGUUCAUAAAUUACUAUGUUUAAAUCAUUGAAGGAAACUUUGAUUUCACUUGAAAGUAUAGAAUUUUCUCAUUCAAAAAAAUAUGUUUUCCUGUAGAUCAGUUUCCAGAUCUUAUUGAAGUAUUUGAACAACAAACCGUGAAAUAUUUCAUAGGUAGAUUAAUUUUUUCAUAGUUUUGUGCACGCGAUUGCCAAAUUUCCAGUCUUGAACUUAUUUUUUUCUUUCAUAAUCUAUGUCAAAUUGAACUUCAGAAUUUCUAGGUUUAUCAAAUUCAGUUUCACAAAUCUUGUUGAUUUCAAAGAAUCCACGUUUCCAAAGAUCCGAAUUUAAUAAACCCAAACUGCAAAACUAAUAUAAGUAUACAUAUCUCGUUUUUUUUUCUAAGAAACCACUAAUCCUGAAAACUACAAAUAAAAAUGCCAAAAAUGUAUUUUUUAACAGAUUCAAAAAAAUUUGAAGAACGUUGAAGUUGUUCUUAGAAGAAUGUAUCAAAGAAAUAACGCUGAGUUGGAAGAAUUCAGAAACUUGAUUGCGGAAUUCGAAAGAAUUCAUCAUGUUCCCCCACAACUUGAAUGA
Caenorhabditis angaria is the source of this 972-nucleotide messenger RNA. The record is from the annotation of a GenBank genome assembly. Lineage: Eukaryota; Metazoa; Nematoda; Chromadorea; Rhabditida; Rhabditidae.